This is a messenger RNA of Brassicogethes aeneus, 1281 nucleotides long. NCBI's taxonomy places the organism in Eukaryota, Metazoa, Arthropoda, Insecta, Coleoptera, Nitidulidae. The record is from the annotation of a GenBank genome assembly.
AUUGGUAUUGAAUGAAUGGGCUUUUAGGUUUUUAGUUCGACUUUGAAUAGUCGAAAAAUAGAAAUAUAAUAAAUUAUUGGUUUUUAAUUAAGAGUGGUGUGGUGUUUUGAUGAAGAACUAUAAUAGGGUUUACUAGUGCACAAAAAUGUUGGUUUUUCAAUUGGCAAUCGUAUUAUCAGUAUUGUGCUUCUUCAACACGCAUGCGCAGUCCAGCAACAGAAGACUACAAGAAGACGACCCUGAAGAUAGGCGUUUAAACAGAAGAAGAAGGCCAUGUAGAAUAGGAGGCGGAAAAUUUAAGCAUGGGGAAGGCAGAACUUUUCUGGACUGGAACUACCAAUACGUCAAUGUAAAUUACAAUCACAAUUACAAUAUCGAUUGUAGUGGUGGGGGCGGGGGAAAACCCAAUAAGGGACAUCAUGGAGGAGGAGGAGGAGGAGGAGGGUUUGGAGGAUUCCCCCAAACAGGAUAUUUUCCACCCCCGCUGCCGCCUCCAAAUCCCCCGCCGGUUCUUCCACCCCCAUAUUACUCCCCACCUCAACAAGCUCCUUAUCCCCAAAGGCCUGGCGGAGCUUUUGGAAAUAGACCUUUUGGGGGAUUAUUUGGAAGUUUGUUUCAGUCCCAGUCUCAGUCACAAGCAUCAUCUAACGAAGAUUCUGUAAGCCAAAACAGACCACCAAAUGUAGUCCAAGGCAUCAACAAUGCAGUCCAGAACGUGGGCAUGAUUGGGCAAAGCGUGGUACAAGCAGGCACAGGAAUAUUUUCCAGUUUUCCCCAGUUUGAAUGGCCAAUGUUCCAACUCCCAUCUUUCGAUCCUCCUCAGCUGCCCAGUUUGAGUGAAGGAGGGGGGAAUUUUGGCCAAGGGUUGCAAAGUUUUUUUCAGGGUUUUGGAGAUUUGUUUAAUAGACCUGCAUCUGCAUCCAGUCCCGCUUCUACAGGUUCGCCAUCGAGCCCCCCGGUGGCGUCCCCCUCCGCCCCGACGCCUGUCCCCCCAACCGACCCCGACGACGUCAUUUUCAAUGACGAAAAACCGGUCAACGAACCCUACGAUCCUGUUCAACCGGACGCUUAUAGCAAUUUGAAACCUGGAGUUAUUUAUAAUAAACUGCCCAACUACCAGAAUCGCUACGAGGCUCAAAAACAAUACAACAGCAAAUAUGCUCAGAACGACAAAUUUUUGAGCCCCGAGUCCAGAUCGGGAUCCAGAUCACUUAGGUUUCCAGAGUAAAAAAUACAGUUUUGAAUAUAAUUUCUAUUUUUUUUUAUAAAUAUAUAUUAAUA